GGGACAGAGAAAUGACUGCAUCAAAGACACGGGGAGAAAAAUAUUCAUCUAAAAUGCGUUUGAAAAAAUAAAAAAACACAACGUAAGAAAUACAAAUUUAUCCCAAGAUUAUGCAGUAAUACAUGAACAGAACCCCUGAAAAGUGUGCGUGGAAUAAAAGCAGGUAGAGAAUAAUGUCAUCCCAGGGAAUGGCCACCCCAAGCGACCCCCUCCUGACCAGCCCCGGAGGGGGGGUUAGCGCAGCCCAGGAUGGCACCUGGAGAGGGUCGCUACCCAAGACCUCCAGCUUCCCAUCCUCCACCACUCGCCACCUCAGCCACCGUGCCAACAACUUCCAGAGGCACCCCAAGCGCCGGAAGCUGAUCCGGCCGUCCCCUCCGCCGCCCCCCAACACCCCCUGCCCCCUGGAGCAGCUGGACCUGACCGAGCUGCCCCCCCGACGCUCCUUUGCCGAGCUGCUGUUCAACGGCUGCAUCCUGUUCGGCAUUGAGUUCAGCUACGCCAUGGAGACGGCCUACGUCACCCCCGUCCUGCUGCAGAUGGGUCUGCCUGACCAAUUCUACAGCCUCGUGUGGUUCAUCAGCCCCAUUCUAGGGUUCCUGGUCCAGCCUGUCCUUGGAGCCUGGAGUGAUCGCUGUACCUCCCGGUUUGGUCGGCGGCGCCCUUUCAUCCUGGCUCUUGCCAUUGGAGCUUUGUUUGGACUGACCCUGGUGCUGAAUGGGCGAGACAUCGGGGCCACGCUGGCGGACACCGCAACCAAUCACAAGUGGGGGAUCGUGCUGACGGUGUGCGGGGUGGUGCUAAUGGACUUCAGCGCUGAUUCGGCAGACAAUCCCAGCCACGCCUACAUGAUGGACGUGUGCAGCCCCGAGGAUCAGGACCGGGGGCUGAACAUACACGCCCUCCUGGCAGGGCUGGGCGGCGGCUUCGGCUACAUCGUGGGCGGAAUCAACUGGGACCACACCGAGUUCGGGAGGGCGGUGGGGGGUCAGCUGAGGGUCAUCUACCUGUUCACCAGCAUCACCCUCAUCGUUGCCACGGCGAUGACCCUCACCAGCAUCCCCGAGCGCCCCCUGACACAGGCGCAGCCCCCGAAGAGCUCCAGGAGCACCCUGAAGAGCCCCAGCCUCCCGCUCCCGCCCUCGCCCCCGGCAGCGCUCGGAGGCCCCGGGGACGAGGAGGAGGAGGAGGAAGAGGGAGGCCCCCAGAGCUACCAGUGCUACGAGCCUCGGCCCUGCCAGCCGGACCUGCUGGCGCACACCUCCAGCGCAGGUGCGAGGCUCUACGCCGGCCUGACCAGCCCCAUCUCCCCCCUCAGCCCCCUCACCCCCAAAUACGGCAGCUUCAUCAGCCGGGACAGCUCCCUCACUGGCAUCAACGAGUUCGCCUCCUCCCUCGGGACAUCCUACAUCGACAGCGUGCUCAUCGACUGCUACACGGGGCAGCAGACCCCCCAGCCCCUCGACCCAGACGCAGCAGCCCCGCCCCUGCCACCAGGAGACACCCCGCCCCCGCAGGGCCUCCCCCAGGCCAGCGUGGGGUCGGUGGGGAGCGGGACCCCUGGCAUCCUGAAGCGCCCACAGAGCCUGGCCCUCAUGGAGGACCCUCUGGCAACCGCUGCUGUGGGGACGGAGAAUGGCCGCAGGCGGACAGUCACCUUCAGCCAGCAGGUGGCUAACAUACUGCUGAACGGCAUCCGCUACGACAGUCACCUGAGUGACAGCACGGACACAGCAGACACACAGCUCUCCAUGAAGCUGCUCUGCAUCGCCAUCUACAGGAUGCCACCGUCACUGCGCAGCCUGUGCACCAACCACUUCCUGGGCUGGCUGUCCUUCGAGGGCAUGCUACUCUUCUACACUGACUUCAUGGGUGAGGCUGUGUUUGGGGGAGACCCCAAAGCGCCUCACGACUCAGAGGCUUACCGCCGUUACAACGCGGGGGUCAGCAUGGGCUGCUGGGGCAUGUGCAUCUACGCCUUCAGCGCGGCAUUCUACUCAGCCAUCCUGGAGAAGCUGGAGGAACGGUUCUCCUUGCGCUCGCUCUACUUUUUUGCCUACCUGGCGUUUGGGCUGGGCACAGGCCUGGCCACCCUCUCCACCAACCUGUACGUGGUGCUGUCCCUGUGCAUCACCUAUGGGGUGCUCUUCUCAUCGCUGUGCACGCUGCCCUACUCCCUGCUCUGUGAAUACUACCAGAGCCCACAGUUCUGUGGUUCCUCAGAGGGCGGUACUCGGAGGGGGAUGGGGGUGGACAUCUCGCUGCUCAGCUGUCAGUACUUCCUGGCCCAGAUCCUGGUCUCCGUGGCGAUGGGGCCCCUGACCUCGCUGGUCGGGGGGGCGCGGGGCGUGAUGUACUUUGCGAGUGUGAUGUCGUUCGUGGGCUGCCUGUACUCCUCGUUGUGUGUGGUGUAUCAGCUGCCCCCCGCCGAGGGUGAGCUCCCUCAAAGCGAGGCCCAGCCGCUGCUCGUUCAAAUCUAAUGCCCAUCC
Molecule: messenger RNA, 2489 nt
Organism: Megalops cyprinoides (Indo-Pacific tarpon)
Lineage: Eukaryota; Metazoa; Chordata; Actinopteri; Elopiformes; Megalopidae
Gene: slc45a1
Product: solute carrier family 45 member 1
Exons: 9
Coding region: 174-2480 (768 amino acids)
Biological process (GO): transmembrane transport
Cellular component (GO): membrane
Molecular function (GO): sucrose:proton symporter activity
Source: RefSeq, a predicted model, not a curated record